AUGGAAACCAUCUCUUCCCUCUUUUUCCAAUCCCGUCUCUUCCUCCUCUCUUCUCGAAGUCGGCAACCCACUCAAAAACUGCAACCGGCACGGACGCGGGCGUGGGGAGGCGACGCUACUGUGAACGCAGCAUCGUGGCCAUGGGUGGUGGUGUAUGUGCCGGCACUGGCCAUGGGUAGAGGCAGCUCUCACUUAACAGGGAACAAAAAGUCAAAAGAAGUUAAGGUUUAUUGGGAUGUUUAUGCUUGGCUGUUUGGUAAUGUUAUGGGCAAUGCAGUUUUCUUGUUUCGAAUUCAACUCUCAACCGAGAAUGAAAAGUUCUGGGCUCACCAGUCUCCUCUUCCAGUCCCUCUGUGUUGA
Molecule: messenger RNA, 360 nt
Organism: Fraxinus pennsylvanica
Lineage: Eukaryota; Viridiplantae; Streptophyta; Magnoliopsida; Lamiales; Oleaceae
Source: the annotation of a GenBank genome assembly